AUGUUUCGAGACACUACCAGUCAAGUCCAAUUCUCUCCUUCUUCCUCUCCACCGCCAUCCCCUUCCUCCUCCCCUAUACCUCCCGACUUUUACCUUCUCUUCUCCAGUUGCAUCGACGUAAAUCCUCCUGUCUCCUCCUCAAGCAACUGGCGCUUUCAAGUGUUGAAGAUUGACCUAGGUACAAGUUCAGCUCGCCAACCACCACAUAUUUCUACAUAUAUGCAUGCCAAACCUCCAUUCAGACCGACCAUCACACUAAAAACCUCAGUCACUUGCAUUCCAAGUCGUCAUAAUAGUUCAAAGGUGUUUGCUGGCAUUGUUCGAUGA
Molecule: messenger RNA, 327 nt
Organism: Marasmius oreades (fairy-ring Marasmius)
Lineage: Eukaryota; Fungi; Basidiomycota; Agaricomycetes; Agaricales; Marasmiaceae
Exons: 6
Coding region: 1-327 (108 amino acids)
Source: RefSeq, a predicted model, not a curated record